Aspergillus chevalieri is the source of this 2328-nucleotide messenger RNA. RefSeq names its product putative INO80 chromatin remodeling complex (Ies1). NCBI's taxonomy places the organism in Eukaryota, Fungi, Ascomycota, Eurotiomycetes, Eurotiales, Aspergillaceae. Gene Ontology annotation, cellular component: Ino80 complex. Bases 1 to 2328 code for a protein of 775 amino acids. The record is from RefSeq and is a predicted model, not a curated record. The transcript is spliced from 4 exons.
AUGGCCGAGGUCGACACCAGCGCCAUCGCAGAUGAGUCCUUCGCGCACUCCGAAGUCCCCGACGACCAACCCACACCACACCCCAACACCAACGGCACACCUACUACCUCUAAUAAUAACACCAAUAAUGAUAAUUCCGCCGCGACUCCCUCCACAGCCAACGUCACGGUCGGCACAAGACGCCAGGCCAAUGGCACCAUCGGCUCCGUCUACUCGGGCAACAAGAUCAAGCACCUCAAGAAGGAAGAUGGCAUUCCGCUGUGGCGCAAGGACAUCCAGUACCAGUUUCUGAAGCUGGUGUUUGAGGACCGGACGAAGGUGUUUACGCGGCAGUCGGAUGGGCAGAAGGGGAUGGAUUUUGCGGAUAUUUAUAUGGAUGCUAUGGCGAGGAGUAGCAAAACAAGCAAGAUCUUGAAGGAUAAGUUGCAGAAUGAUAAACCGGCUGCUAUUAGUAUGGCUAUGGUUUGUUUGUUGGUGAACUUUGGGAGGAUGAAUACUACGCUGAAUUUCUUCCCUGAAAUGCGUGCCCAGCUGAGAACCUACCACUCCAUCCCUUCGUUACAGGCACAUCAAGAUCCCCAUGCGUACAAGCAGCUACAAGAUGCUCCGCGUCUCAAAUCGAUCCUCAAAGGUGCGUCGGAAGACUUCGACCAACCCAAUACCCUCGAGAAGAUCAGGCGACAUGCGGUCCCGCGCACCAACCCCGUCAACCUCAUCUUCAUCCUAGCCCAGUACGCCCCCAAAGUCUCCGAAUUGCACUUCUUCCCGCCGCGCGACUUUUUCGACCUCGUUAUGCGAUCGACCCUGAGUAGCGCUAGUCGUGCGAGGGCCUUCCUGUGGCUAAUGUGGUGGUAUCUCGAGAGCGACUUUAGCGCUGAGGCAGCAUUGAAUAACCCGUUUGGGGCUGGACAGGAGGGUGAGGGGACUGAUGGGUUGCCGAUCAAGGUGCCUGAUUUUGAAAGCCUUACGGAGGAGCAGGCGAAUGAGGAGAAUAUUGAUACGCCGGAGGAGUUGGAGUUUGGGGAGAUUAAGCGGUUGGAGCGGAAGCGUAUCCUGGAGGAAGACGAGCCACUGCCUCGUGUCAACAAGCGCUCGAAGAAGGAUGUCUAUGACGAUGACCAGGCGUCUGGAGUGGGCCGUUCCGGCGUUUCGACUCCACUGCACCCAUCAGCCAGACACGAUGAAGAGGACGACCAUACACCUGGGCAAUUCGCCCAAUCGCGGUCGAAACGACCCAAACGGGAGGGUUCUCCCGACCGUUCAGUUGGUCAGCAGCGCCUAAUUCUGAAGACAAAGGGAGAACAAACUCCCGAUGCUUCCUCGCCAGCUCCAUCUAGUUCCAACGCAGUGGUAAACCGGUUUGUGAAUGAACCGGCUGGACCCCAACCAACUUCGUCCCGCCGCCCCCGACCCUUAACACAGCACCAGAUCGCCGUCGAACAGAACCGUCGCGAGCGCAUUGGGUACCUGCUCUCGAAGCGCAAGGACGAAGCACACAAAAAGCUCCGCAUCCAGCGCGAAAGCGAAAUCCCCCUAGCCCGCUCCGCACGUCUCAUCACUGGCCUCCCAGACGGCUACGACAGCGACGAUUCCCGCGCCUGGGGUCCAGGCGGUGUCAUCCUCAACCCCUGGCGCCGAGAAGACUACGGCGAAUGCCCCAACUUCUACCUGUCCGCGAUCCGAAAGGCUACCCGUCGGCUUGACAGAUGGGACUACGACAACGCCAACGGCCCCAAGCGAGACCGGAAGAAGGAGCGGGAAGAGCGUCAACGCGCGAAACAGCAAGCCAUCGAAUUCGACAACGCCCUUUCACAUAGCAAAUACCUCACAGCGCAAAAACGCGCCCGUGCAACCCGCGAAGCAAGAAAGAAGGCUCAGUCAGAGGUAGCAGAACAGAUCAUAACACAACAUGAAGCGGCCAGAGCUAGUGCUGCGGCCGAAGGUCAGGUUGAUGCCACGCCGACUACAACGCCCGCGGCUUUCCGUUCCAAGGGCACCAAGGCACGUACUCCAGCCGCGAAACCUACCUCUGCGCCAUUAGCCGAAGACGCGAUGGACGAAACGUUGGAUGAUAUUGACCGCGAACUUCUUGGCGAGGACCAGCCGGCGGAGGCUGGGAUGGAUGAGAGUUUUGUUGGGGAUGUUGAUGGUGCGUUGUCAUCUGAUGUUGAUGCGGACGAGGAGGAUCUUGAUGAGGCGGAGGUUGAUGUUGAGGGGGAUGACCAUUCGUCGGCCUCAGAUGGCGAGGGUGAUGAUGUUCGUAAUGGGGAUGUAGGGAGUGAGGUUUCGUCUGCUGUUGGUGAGCCAGCACCAACGGGACCGGUUUGA